AUGCGUCUGAAAGUGGUCGUUGCUUGUCAUCUGUGGGGACGACGAGCUCUUUCAAGCGGCCAGGGUUCUCCCGUUUCGAUCAUUCCUCAGCGUCUAAAUCCUAGAUCAGCUGGUUUAGAAGGACCACGCCGGGCGAGCAAGGAGGGAAAUCAACUUUCGGCCGUUCCGACGGUGGCCACAUCCUUCAGAGAUGGGCCCGGCCGGGCUGCGCCCAGGCGGCAGUCGGGUCGGAGCCGCCGCCGGACUCAGCGCCCCGCGCGCUCCGCGCUGCGCCCCGCGCCCUUCUCUGCGCGAUCGGCUCCCCGGCGUCGGAGGCGCACCCGCCCGCCCGCCCGGCUCUCCGGCCGCCCUCCCCCGGGCUCCUCCGUCUCCAAGGAGCCGCGGGCGCUUCGGAGCCGCUCUCCGCCGCGGUCCCCCGCUCCCCCGCCUGCUUGCGGGGCGCGUGGGCUCGGCGGGGGCGGAGAGGGGGAGGCUGCAGGCGGGCAGAAGAGGCGGGGGCCGCGGCGGCCGGAGCCCGGAGGAAAGUGGCAUGCCCGAGACCCGGAGGCGGAGGUGGCGGAGGCGGCCGCGGGGAGACGAUGCCGCGGCUCCGUAGGGGAGGAAGGCGAGAGCGAGCCAGGCGAGCCGGGCGCCCGAGCGCCCGCCGGCUGCGGGGAGGCGCACGUCGCUCCGAGGCUCCGGCCUCCGCACCCCCGCGCCCCGACGCUGCGGGCGACAGGGCCGGGCUCCGGCAGCCGCCGCCGUCGCCGCCGCCGCCGCCGCCACCUGGAGGACGGAGCAAAAGUUUGGAUCUGGGGAAGGACUCGGCGCAGAGCGGGAUUCCUACCGGGGCCGCCAGGAGACCUCCAAAACCUUCGCAGAUUGCAGAUUGAGCUUAACCAAGAAGCUCGUGGGCUGAUCCACGCUGACCUGCCUGACCACAGAAGAGGUUCUGUCGGCCUGGUUGGGCCCCUCUUGGCCGUGGAUAACUUGGCUUCACUUGUUGCCUGGGUGGAAAAUUCUUCCCAUUGAAAUAUUUUUGCACAUG
Messenger RNA from Capra hircus (goat), 1027 nucleotides. RefSeq lists its product as uncharacterized. NCBI's taxonomy places the organism in Eukaryota, Metazoa, Chordata, Mammalia, Artiodactyla, Bovidae. The record is from RefSeq and is a predicted model, not a curated record. The transcript is spliced from 4 exons. The coding region runs from base 1 to 1011 and encodes 336 amino acids.